GACAGGCUUUUCAUUCACCAUUGCUGACUGUUUACAAUUUCUCUGAUAGUAAUCACAGGCGUUUGGCUAUUUUUAUUUUAAUUGAGCUUUUGCUUUUACAGGUAGAUAUUUGCCAUUUUUUUCAAGUAAUUUAAUGUUGAAAUGCUCGGUAACCUCAGUGACAGUGUGGCUAUCUGAUGAUAUCUAACCUAGGUAGCUGCUAGCUAGCUACCCGCGUGUUCAUUGAACGAACCGGUGAGGCCUACCAGAUCCUGGGUCUUUACUGUGGAGGCUAUACCGAGGACGAACACACAAACACUUACUCGGUUGCGUCGGCUGUGUUUUGUUCUUCGGGGUUUAUUCUCAGAUUCAAAAACAACAGAGUACCUGAGAAAAGAUGGAAGCUCCCCCUGUCACUGUGAUGCCAGUCACUGGGGGCACAAUCAAUAUGAUGGAGUACCUGCUGCAAGGCAGUGUGUUAGACCAGGCCCUGGAAAGCCUGUUACAUCGCCUGCGAGGUCUAUGUGACAACAUGGAACCUGAAACCUUUACAGACCAUGAACUGGUUUAUCUUCUGAAAGGCCAACAAGGAAACCCUUUCAUUCUGCGUGCCCGGCGCUCCCUCUCCCACCCCACAGCUCCCUGGCACCUACGCUACCUGGGCCAACCUGAAGUGGGAGACAAGAGCCGCCAUGCCCUGGUACGCAACUGUGUUGAUGUGGCUGCCUCUCACAGCCUGCCAGAGUUCCUAAAUGAGAUGGGCUUCCGCAUGGACCAUGAGUUUGUGGCGAACGGACACAUAUUCAGAAAGGGCGCAAUGAAAGUUGUGGUGAGCAAGCUGUCACGCAUCCUAGUACCAGGGAACACAGAGAACACAGAACGUCUGUCGCUUUCAUACUUGGUGGAGCUGAGUGUGUUGGCUCCUGCUGGCCAGGACACUGUGUCAGAGGACAUGCGCAGCUUUGCUGAGCAACUCAAACCCCUGGUCCACCUGGAGAAGAUCGAUCCGAGCAAACAGAGACAUUAAAUGACAUAAGUAAGGAGUCAGACUCCUUUGACUACUAUGGACAAAUUCUCUCAUUUGUUUUUUUUUUUACAUCAAUGUUAUUUUGUUACUAAAUACAGUGCAACUUUGGCUGAACAGUUACA
Seriola aureovittata is the source of this 1128-nucleotide messenger RNA. RefSeq names its product mediator of RNA polymerase II transcription, subunit 18 homolog (yeast) (gene med18). Bases 377 to 1006 code for a protein of 209 amino acids. The transcript has 3 exons. Lineage: Eukaryota; Metazoa; Chordata; Actinopteri; Carangiformes; Carangidae. Gene Ontology annotation, molecular function: transcription coregulator activity. Gene Ontology annotation, biological process: termination of RNA polymerase II transcription; regulation of transcription by RNA polymerase II. Gene Ontology annotation, cellular component: core mediator complex; mediator complex. The record is from RefSeq and is a predicted model, not a curated record.